AUGUAAGAAUUUAUGGAAGAGUCAUUAUAACAAAAACCUAUCACAAAUGGAAAAUAAUACGAAUUAGAAAAAAUCAUAUGUCUUGAGAACUUAGAUAAGGUAUGAAUCUAUACUAUAAUUAGGAAAUUACUGAAAAUUAUUUAUUUUGUAAAUUUAAGGAAUUUGGAAAGGUUUGUAGGAUAAAGAUUUUAAAAGACUAAAAAACUAAACUUUCAACUGGUAAGGCAUUUAUAACAUUCUCCAAUCCAGAAUCAGCCAAUAAAGCAAUAGAAAUACAUUCAAAUAAAAUAUUCAUCAAAAACAUCAUCAAAAUUAAGUCUUUCUUUAGUUUUCGUAUUUUCAUGCACCAUCUACCUUAGAAUGCAGACAGUAAGGAAUUAUAACAAGAAUUUUCAAAAUAUUGUACUGUGUAAAAACUUGUUAUAAAUAAAGAUUAAAAUGGAAAGCAAUAAAGUUAUGGUUUUAUUUAAAUUGAAAAGAAGGAGGAUGGUAUAAACUUAAUCAAUAGAAGCUACAAAAAUCCUUUCAUUCAUAAAGGCAAAAUUUUAAAAUUAGAGCAAUAUUAUUAUGAACCAGAAAACAAAAUAGAAUCAGCAUCAGUAUACUUCAAAGACUUUGCACCUCCAUUGCCUUAACAUCUAAUUGCUCAAGAGAAAGCUAUCAGUUCAUUUGAAUAUGGAUGGUCAUUAAUAAUCAAAGAGUACUUAGAUGAUUAAGCGAAAGACUGUUAUGUUCAUAUAGAUCGAGUAACAAGACAACCAUGGGCAAAAAUAACAUUUCUAAAUAUUUAAUUUGCAGAAGACAACAUAACAAAGUGUAAUUAACUUAGAACACAUCCAUGCUUUAAUUCUAAUGCUUUAAAUGCACUUGAAUUAAUUAAAAAGUAUGGACCUCCUACCGAUUCUGAUGGUAGUUAAGCAUUUUAAAUUUAAGAAAUAGAAUAAUUUUUUGAAGAAAUGUAUAAAGAUCCAUUUGAUAUUUUUAAAGGUGAAAGUGAUAACUUUUUUUUCAAUCUGGUUUAGAGCAAAGAAGAUGAACCAGAUGUAAGAUUGCUCAUCAUCAAAAAUAUCUAAAAUAAUGUAACCAAAGAAUAAAUUUCUGAAUUUUUGGGAUAAUUUGGCAAAGUUAUUCGUCUAACAAUUAAAAUAAAUAAAGGUUAAAAUAUUUAAGUUUAAUAAUGCUUUGUUUAUUAUUAAACUUUAUAAGAUUCAUUAAGAGCACUUUCGGAAAUCUAUGAUGAUUCUAAUAGUAAAAGCUAAUAACAAAAAAAAGAAAUUUUUAAGGAUGGUCGAGUUGUAGCCAAGUUUUUAUUACCUAAAAAUUUUAAAAAAAGGCUUAUGGAAUUAUAAUAAAAAAGCUCAAAUCUCAUUGCUGAUACUAAUAUGUAAUUUUCUGAUUUAGAUGAACAUAUGUAAUUUUCUGAUUUAGAUGAACCUAAUUAAAACACUCAAUUAAAAUGA
Messenger RNA from Paramecium pentaurelia, 1460 nucleotides. Lineage: Eukaryota; Ciliophora; Oligohymenophorea; Peniculida; Parameciidae. The record is from the annotation of a GenBank genome assembly.